AUGGUUCCAAAAAGAACUGCCUCCGAAAUGAUGGGAAGCUCUGGAAAGGCUGCGGGUGGUCCAUUCAAGAGAAUACAAUAUCAAGAGAUGGGAAAAAUGCAUCCAGAAUUCUCAAAAUCUAUACAAGAGCUCGAGCAAACGAAUAAAGAGUAUGAGGACAAUAUCGAGAAGAAUAGACAAGAAAUUGUGGACUUGAAACGGGAAGAGGAAGUCAUUCUGGCUAUUCAAAAGCAAGGGAUGACUCGUGAAAAGGCUCUUCAGAAAUUUAUCCAAUGGGGUAUGGCAAGAUUUCUGGAAGAUAAAUUGGAGAAGGAGAGCGAGGGAGAUAGAAUGAGAAGACUGCUGGCGAUAAAGGGGAGAAGAUCAAAAAUGAGAUUUAGGGCUAGGCUAUGCGAUGCAAUGUCAAACAAGCGCUCAACAAAUGUCAAGAGUCUAUCGCUGCAAGAUCGUGAGAUGUAUAUUCAUCGCAAGAAGAGAUCGAUUGGAAAAAAACACGAAAUUGAAGAGGACGAGGCGGAACUCUGGUUUUUCGAAACGGAAAUCGAGAAAGUUGAAUCUGAGAUGUAG
Molecule: messenger RNA, 567 nt
Organism: Botrytis porri
Lineage: Eukaryota; Fungi; Ascomycota; Leotiomycetes; Helotiales; Sclerotiniaceae
Exons: 3
Coding region: 1-567 (188 amino acids)
Source: RefSeq, a predicted model, not a curated record